Molecule: messenger RNA, 1933 nt
Organism: Trematosphaeria pertusa
Lineage: Eukaryota; Fungi; Ascomycota; Dothideomycetes; Pleosporales; Trematosphaeriaceae
Exons: 4
Coding region: 1-1797 (598 amino acids)
Source: RefSeq, a predicted model, not a curated record
AUGGCAGAGAUAGCAGGUGUGGUGCUCGGCGGCUUCCCGCUGAUCAUUUCGGCGCUCGAACAUUAUCGGGAGGGCUUCGAGCCGCUGCAGGAGUGGUGGAAAUUCGAGUCGGACUUCAGUAACUUCAUCGAAGAGCUCGGAACACAGCAGACACGCUUCGACAUGAACCUUGAGAGACUCCUGGAUCCCUUUGUGACCUCCGGUUCGCAGAUGAAUGCUCUGCUGGAUCAACGCAAUCCCGAGGCUUGGCAGGAUCCAGCACUGAAGAGGGAUAUCCAGAAGAGAUUAGGAAGCUCCUAUGAGUGGUAUAUCGCGAUAUGCAAAAAGAUGGAUGCCACGCUUUCUAGUCUAGAAGAGAGGUUGGGAAUCGAGAACGGGCAGGUCAAAUACAUAGACGCUUCUCGAUGGGACCACGAGCUGCGUCGAUUGAGAAUCAGCUUCUCCAAAAAGAAGUUCAAGCAUGUCAAGCUGCUCACCAAGUACAACGACGAGCUUCACCAACUGCUCAGUACGAAUGACGAGCUCACUCCGUCCCGGGAGCGUCGCCGGAAGACUCCUAUGAUAGGCUUCGUGCAAUCGCUGCAACACCACUCCCAGGUCCUUUAUAGUGGCAUCUUGAGCAGAUGGAAGUGCAAAUGCCCUGCGCCACAUGGGACUAGACUCCUUCUUGAGAGACACAUCGCGGGAGACGACCCAAAUUCUCUCAGCCUCCACUUGCUCCUCGAGGGAGCUGGUGUGCGGAAGCCAAUUGAGGUCCGCAUAGGUGACUCCAGUCACCAAGACUCUGCACAAAGCUCGUCAGCAAAGUCAUCGACCGGAAACUUGCUGGAGCUAAAGCGACAGGUCCAUGCCCGUGCCGUGAAAACUCCACCAACAUCUCCCCAGGGCUCCGCGUGCCAUACUGCAGCUGGAAGCCUCCAACCUGUGGCAGUAACAGCCCCGGCAUCUAGGAGUCCUUCUCCACUGCACUUUUUCCAGAGGUCCAAGAAAACCGUGCGCAUCGCCCAAACGACAGUACCAACCACCAUCCAACUUCAGCCUGUGCAGACAGUAUUGAAACCCAACGAGAUCAAAGACAUCUGCUCUGAGAUGGCAAAAUGGAAGUCCACCAACGACUGCCUCGGCUACAUCCCAGCAGCGCAACAAUCGCGAUUCCUAUUCUAUCCGAAUGCCAAGUACCAGGACCUCAAUCAUCAGUGUGGCACGGUGACCCUCGAGGAUCUUCUCCCUGGCCGCUCCGCCUCACCUUCUCCUGCCCAAACGAUGACGAGAAAGCAACGAUUCGUUCUGGCGAAUAUCCUCGCUUUCACCCUACUCCAACUCCAGCCAACACCAUGGCUCUCUUCCACAUGGAACAAACGUGACAUCACCUUCGUCUAUCCGUUAUCCUCAGCCUCCCCUCAACUUUCGCGCCCCUUCAUCGGCAAGUCCUUCCCCGCCACACCUCCGGGAGAUCCAUCCUCCAACGAAGCUUGCAAACAAUCUCUCUUCCGCCUUGGGAUACUCCUCCUCGAACUCACUUUCAACGAACGCCUGGAGACGCUACCGCUGCGCCAGAAGUACCUAGGGCCCCAGGGAGCACCGAACGAAUACACGGACUUGUGCACCGCGAAGGCCUGGCAUAAGGAUGUGGAGGGAGAGUGCGGCGAAGGCUUGUCCGAAGCUAUUCGUCGUUGCAUCGACUGUUCCUUUGGCUCGAAGGUUGAUUGGAGCAACGAGGCUUUUCUAGAAGAAUACUCUAGCCAUGUUUUGGAGCCGUUGAAACAGCUGCUGAGGCAGUGGGAGGGUACGAUGUGAAUCGUCCGCCCGCAAGUAAUAAAACAGGCACCUAUUAUCGUUACCUCACCCACUUCCGGCCGAAAGUAGAUCCACACGCAUUUGGCCUCUGCUCCAACAGUCCACAAUAGCGGGCAGGCUAGCGACCGCUCUCGCA